Molecule: messenger RNA, 761 nt
Organism: Fopius arisanus
Lineage: Eukaryota; Metazoa; Arthropoda; Insecta; Hymenoptera; Braconidae
Gene: Cyt-b5
Product: Cytochrome b5
Exons: 5
Coding region: 170-592 (140 amino acids)
Cellular component (GO): intracellular membrane-bounded organelle; membrane
Molecular function (GO): heme binding
Source: RefSeq, a predicted model, not a curated record
AUCGAUAUAUCGAAAAACGUGACGUGAGGCGCAGGUGUUUUUUUCCUGUUUGUUGCAGGAGAAUAGUAGACUUCUCAUUGUUGGAGUAAUUAACUUCAAUAAAAUACAAUAACAGAUUCUCCGGGAUAAUCCUCAGCCCUCGUCUUCUUCAAAGAGUUAAUCGAGGAAAAUGGCGACCCCGGAGUCAUCGUCUGAAGUCAAGUUGUUUACGAGAGCUGAAGUUUCUAAGCACAAGGACAGUAAAGACGCUUGGAUUAUUAUUCAUAACAUUGUUUAUGAUGUCACGAAGUUUCUCAGUGAGCACCCAGGAGGUGAGGAAGUGCUCCUGGAGCAGGCAGGAGUUGAUGGUACUGAACCCUUCGAGGACGUGGGACAUUCCAGUGAUGCCAGACAGAUGAUGGAGCCAUACAAAAUCGGAGAAAUCGUCGAGGAAGAGAGAAGUCCCUCGUCGAAGGGCGACAAAAAACGCGAUUGGGCGAGUGGAGCUGGAGAGGACGACGGAUCCAGUGGUUCAUGGAGAUCCUGGCUGAUUCCAAUAACUCUAGGAGUCCUUGCAACCAUCAUAUACCGUUACUUCAUCGGUGCUCGCUGAAGAAAUCAUUCCUCAAUGAGAUUAAAUAUCUCCUCCAUACUCUCUCCUUUUGCGCUUUAUCAGGGAGUUUAUAAUCAAAGCUGAAAAGCGAGAGACGACGAACUAUUGUUACAAUUAUACUUUUUAUUAUUUUUUACAUUGUAAUAGACGAUCAGGGCCUAGUGAUAAA